Pleurotus ostreatus (oyster mushroom) is the source of this 4731-nucleotide messenger RNA. RefSeq lists its product as uncharacterized. Gene Ontology annotation, cellular component: nucleus. Gene Ontology annotation, molecular function: ATP binding; chromatin binding; ATP hydrolysis activity. The record is from RefSeq and is a predicted model, not a curated record. Gene Ontology annotation, biological process: positive regulation of transcription by RNA polymerase II. NCBI's taxonomy places the organism in Eukaryota, Fungi, Basidiomycota, Agaricomycetes, Agaricales, Pleurotaceae. The transcript is spliced from 9 exons. The coding region runs from base 1 to 4731 and encodes 1576 amino acids.
AUGCCAGAACCCAGUUUUGGCUACCCACCGCCAGAGCACUACAACUUCAGCAAUUUCGAGUACCUGAACCACCCACUCCCUCAGCUUCACAAUAAUCAGCAGCCGGGGCCGUAUCCAGAGCAACUGCCCAACAUCCUCCCCCAGGGUGUGCCGAGUCAGCAUCACUACGCUCCGGAAAGUGCUCAGUACGAUCAGCCGCUGGUCUACAACCAAGGAUUUCCGCCACAGCAACCUAUAUAUUAUCAGAACCAACCCCAGUAUCCCCCUCAGCAACAACUACUGCCACAACCCACCUACCAGAACCCAUCACACUCUUUGACCAUAAAGCUUCCGGCCUUUAGCCAAAUGCCAGUGGCGACUCGAAGAUCUUCACGAAAUAGAACAAACUCGAUUGACGGAGGUGCCUCGGGAUCGGAGUAUCAUGAAAGCGAGAAGUCAUUCGAUCAUGAUAAGGAUGCAGACGGCGACGUAGAGGACAAAGGAGAGGAAGUCAAGGAAGAGGAAGUGCAGUACACACAAUCUUCGAGGGGGAGGAGGAUGGCAAAGAAGGUUUACAAGGAGAGCGAUCCAGAGGACGACCCUGACGCCCUUUUCGACGACGGAGUCGAUGUUGAGGUGCACACCGCCCCUCGGAGGGGUAACCGACUAAGACGGGGAGGAUAUCGCAUAGAAGACGUAGAUGACGACGACGAAGAGGAUGAGGGGAGCAAACGGUAUAACACCAGACACUCGUCCAGUAGAUCCAAAGCUAUCAUUCUCGACGAGGAGGACGACGUCAAGUCCAGUCGCUAUCCUACGCGCCAUCGAUCCAGACAGACAGCGCGUGUGCAACGAGUUCAACCUCACGAGCUCCGAAAGCGCAAGACAGCGCCGCCCAAGCCCAGUACGGCCGCACUCCGUGCUGAACGACAUGCUCGACGCGCCGCCUCCAAGGGUGGCGACGGUGCUGGUGAUCCCGACGGGGACGAUGCUUAUGUGCAAAAUACCUCUGCUGAAUCAGUCUCGGAUGAUGGGUCCUUAGCAGAUGCGGUACAUACGUCCUCAGAACCGGAGCCUGAACCCGAACCCGAACCUGAAGAUGACCUCGCAGACAACGAUAACGGUGACGGGGUGGAGAUGGUCGAAAGCGACGGCAAGCCAUAUGCGCUUAGACAAAGGGCGAAAAUAAAUUACGCUAUUCCUCCCCCUCUGGAAGAAACUGCGGCGAAGGCGCCACCGAAGGGUGGAAGAGGCGGUAACGGCUGGUUCGGGAACGGAAGGAAUGAGCGGAAGCAUGGCGGGCGAAAGAAAGGCUUAGGCUGGAGUGCGUCCGGAGCAGAGCUGGGUAGAUUGAUGGGCAUGCCUGCAGAUGAUUCAGACUCGGAUUUUCCGACGCGAACCCCUCGCAAGAACUUUGCCGCUGGUGCUGGUCUCUUUGGCACUGGGGCCAUAACAGGUAGCGCAGGUGGGAUGGGUGUCCUUCCUGCCGCCGGCGACCUCUCCGCAGCCAUCGGGACGCCCUCGAACCUCGGCAAAGUCGGUGCAGAUUCAGCUUUGGCGGAUGCAGACCCUCUGGGUCCUAGCCAAAACGUCACCUUUGACGAUGUUGGAGGCUUGGAAGAACAUAUUCAUUCUCUGAAGGAAAUGACGCUUUUACCUCUCUUGUACCCUGAAGUCUUCCAAAACUUUGGCAUUACUCCUCCUAGGGGAGUACUAUUCCACGGACCCCCCGGGACUGGUAAGACGUUGCUCGCACGCGCCCUUGCUGCGAGCUGUCGAAGCAAUGGGAAAGGCAUAUCGUUCUACAUGCGUAAAGGAGCGGACUGCCUAUCGAAGUGGGUUGGCGAGGCCGAGCGUCAACUCAGAUUACUAUUCGAGGAAGCCCGCAAUACGCAGCCCUCUAUCAUCUUCUUCGAUGAGAUAGACGGUCUGGCACCAGUGCGUUCCUCCAAACAGGAUCAGAUUCAUGCUUCCAUUGUCAGCACCUUGCUGGCGUUGAUGGAUGGCAUGGACGGGCGCGGUCAAGUCGUCGUCAUCGGCGCGACGAAUAGGCCAGACGCCGUUGAUCCCGCGUUGAGGCGCCCAGGGAGAUUCGACCGCGAGUUCUAUUUCGGAUUGCCGAGUUUAGACGCUAGGGAAAGGAUAUUGGGCAUUAUGACCAAGAAGUGGAAGGGAUGGGGCGGCGAGAGCAUCAAGGGCAAAGAACGUGAGAAGGAGGUAGAAGUCAUUGACCUUGAUACCCCCUCGAAGAAGCCAGUUGAAGACAAUCGAAGUGACGAGUUAAAGGACAAACUGAAGGGUUUAGCGAAGUUGACAAAAGGAUACGGGGGUGCUGAUCUCAGGGCAUUGUGCACCGAAGCUGUCCUGAACGCCGUGCAGAGGCGUUAUCCUCAGAUAUACAAGUCGACGGAUAGGUUGUUAUUGGCGCCAGAGACUAUCGAAGUACAAUUACGGGAUUUCAUGAUAUCUAUUAAGAAAAUUGUUCCGUCAUCGGCACGCUCGUCAGUAUCCGCUGCGACCCCCUUACCAUCACAGUUCGUUCCCCUGCUGUCUGAAACACUCGAAGCAGUCAAAGAUGUCAUCAACCGAGUUCUUCCAGUGGAGAAAAAGAGAACAGCGCUUGAAGAAGCUGAGUACGAGGACGAGGGGGAAGAAGGUGCCUUGGAUCGGGAAAUGAUGCUGCAAUCCAUGGAGAAACUGCGUGUCUAUCGACCAAGGGUGGUGAUACAUGGUCCGGUUGGAAUGGGACAAGGUUACAUCGGCGCCGGUGCUUUGCAUCACCUUGAAGGUUUCAACAUCCAGAGUCUCGAACUCGGUACACUUUUAAGUGAUUCUACUAGAACACCCGAUGCAGCUAUUGUUCAGCUUUUCAUUGAAGCCAAGCGGCAGCAACCCUCCGUGAUAUACGUCCCAUCCCUAGUCGGGUGGUGUGCAGCCAUCAACGAAGCAUCGCGGGCUACUGUGCGGGCAAUGCUUGACACGCUUGCACCCACUGAUCCCAUUCUAUUCCUUGCCGUUGUUGACGGCCCAUUCUCCUCCCUCCCACCUGAUGUCAAAGCAUGGUUCGGCCCCACACGCGACAAUCGUGUUGAGAUAUUGAACCCUACUUCGGCUCAACGUAGAGCUUUCUUUGACGGUCUACUCAAUGAUGUCAAACGCCCGCCGAAUAUGUUCCCAGAUGGGGUCAAGCGACGGAAGAGGAUCCUUGAGAACCUCCCAAUUGCGCCUCCAUUGGAACCCAGGCAACCCAGUGCAGCUGAACUCGCGCUUCAGGAAGAAACCGACCUGAAGAUCGUCACACUUUUGAAGUAUCGCUUAGGGCCUGUGUUGACAGAGUUGAAGCGUAAAUUCAAACGAUUUACGAAGCGAGCCACAGAAGAGUAUAAUUUCGACCCUAAUGAACCUUUCAUGCCUCCUCCAGAACCUUACCCCGCUACAACCAUUAUUGAGAUAACGCCAGCUGAACCAAACGGCCCUAUCGAAGUCAGCGGCGACACCCAGUCAACGGAACUCGUCAAUGGUCACACCGAUCCGCCACCAGACGAUCCUUUCGCCCCUCAACAGCAGCAACAAGUUCAAGUCCCACAACUAUACGACAUGGAUCUUGAGCAUAUGCACAUCGACCUGUACAAGGACAAAUACUUGACGCCUCAAGAUUUCCUUGACGACGUUGGAAAAAUGGUUCAUAACGCGGCCGUCCGUAUGCACGAGGACCUCGAUCGCCUGCACAAAGCCCAAGCAAUGUACACGGCAACACAAGUCAGCAUGCAAGACUUCGAUCAGCACUUCCGCAUGGAAUGCGAUCGUAUGGCUGCUAGAGAGCGAAGGAGGAGAGAGGAGCGGCGGAGGCAAAGAGAUAAGGAGAGGGGCGUUGAAGAUGACAGGCUUGCCAACGGUUUGAAUGGUCUCGCCACGAGAAGGAGUGCCCGCGCCAACGGUCAACAGCCAGAGAUCUCAAUAACCGAUCCAGUCAAGCUUGAGAGGCGCUUGAAGCGGCAACGCGCCGAUGGCACUAACGGAAUCGAUUCUAAUGGUUCUGAGGAAGAGGGCUCUGACCGCGCUCCAAAACGUAGCCGCACGGUUGACGGUGACGGUAAUGAGCCUGAUUCUCUCGAAGGUGCAUCGGAAACGAAUCACCAACUCGAAGCCAUGCAAGGAGUCGUCGCAGGGCCACUUACUCGGCCGCCGACUGUCCAUUUUGCUGAUGAAGCACCAGCAACUGGGGUGCCUUCUUCCAAACCGCCCAGUCUACCGCCCUCUACCCCUCCCGCCGACUCCUCUAUGGCAGUGGAUUCGACUCCAAGUAAACCUCCUGGGUUUGAUCCUUCACUUCUCAAUCCCGUAUCACGAGAGGACAACCCCUUCGCCUCGACUACUCCGAGAUCCUCUGUGCCGCCUGCGGGCAACGACGCUGCACCUACGAGUGUCCUUCCAUCACGCUUGUCCGCGGAACCCCCCACAACAACGAGGUCCAAAUCUCCAACGCCAAUGAUUAUUGAGCGUUCGCCUACCCCUCCUCUCCCUGAUUUCAUUGUUAACGAGCAGCAAUUAUCUACCUUCGCACAACAGCUGUGCGACGACACCAGAUUCCUUUCGAUCGAAUAUCUGGAGCAGCUACGUGCUACGUGCCUAAGUUGUGUCUGGCGGCACCGGACUGAGUGGGAUAGAGGUGAGCUCAUUCAUGAGCUCUCUGACAUCGCACACCAGUUUGUAGAGGAGGUUCGACAGUUCUCGUUACUCGAGACGAUAUAG